Molecule: messenger RNA, 1971 nt
Organism: Meloidogyne enterolobii
Lineage: Eukaryota; Metazoa; Nematoda; Chromadorea; Rhabditida; Meloidogynidae
Source: the annotation of a GenBank genome assembly
AUGGGAAACCAAUCAGAAAUUAAGGAAAGUCUAAGUAGUGAUAUUCGCCCAAAACUUGAGCAAAUUCUACGCCGUUCAACUCGUAAACGUUCAGCUCCAAAAGUUGAACAAGAGGAUGAAAUGGAGGAUAUUGUUGUUGAUGAAGUACCUGAAAUGAAUCAACAAGAAGAAACUGAUCAAGAAGAGAAGGACUUUGAAUUUACUACAGGAUGUACAACUAGAGGAUUUGUUUGUAUUUGGUAUAAAGGUUUUCGAUACAAUAAAUCUGAACUUCGAAAUUACCAACAUUAUGAUACUUAUUGGCGCUGUAGUAACAGAAGAUGUUCAGCUAAAGCAUAUACCUUCGAACAAGAUGGGAAAAUAAUUGGAUGUGUAAGGCAUAAGCAUAAUCAUUUGCCACAACCGGAACAAAGAUUGGUUGAAAUUAAACGACAAGAAUUAAAACAACGAGCGAGAGAAGAUCCUUCUUUGAGUUGUUCGAAGCUUAUUGCAAGUAUUCGAGCUGGCUGUGAUGAUGAAACAUUUGUGGCUUUGGGAUCAGAAAAUUCUCUUGCACACAUGGCUCAAAGAGAAAAGUCAAAACUUUAUGGAAAAGUUAAUACAAAGAAAGGUUCAGAUAUUUUGGCGAUAAAAUUGCCACCUGCGUUAACCGAAAAGAACGGACAAUCAAUAUUUUUGUAUGAUUCGAGAACUGCUCGUGCUCGUGAUAAAGAUGCAGUUUUUGUGUUUGCACAUCCAUAUAUGCUUCAACAACUUGCUGGUCAAACUACUUGGACAAUUGGUGCAUCCUUUAAAUUGGCCCCAGCUCCCUUUAAACAUUGUUUUGUUAUUGGAGUACUUGUUAGGAACCAAUUAAUUGUUGCUGCACAUGCACUUUUGACUGAGAAUUCCGAACAAUUUUAUAUUGAAGCUUUGAAUGCUGUUUCUGCUGCUGUUAGGCCGACAAAACCUCGUAGAAUUAUUGCUGACCUUGAAAAUUCAGUGGUUGUAGCAGCUCAAAAUGUUUUUCCACAAGUCCAUAUAAGUGGUUGUUUUUUCCGUUUCUCUCAAGAAUUGUUUUGUAAAUGGACUGAAUAUAAUCUUGGAGAUAUUUAUGGAAAUGAAGAUAGCCAAGCUGGUAAUAUUGCGAGGAUGACAUUUCGACGGCUGAUCUGUCUUGCAUUUAUUCCAAUGGGAUUUGUUAACCAAGCUUUCUAUAAAAUUGUUGAUGCAGCUAAACUUUCACAACUGGCCGAAUUUUUUUUCUAUUUCAAACAGACUUUUAUUGGACUGACAGACCAGGAAUUUAGAAUGAAGUCAGCAGCUUUUGGAUCGAAUUUUGUACUUUAUUCGGGACCAGAAGAAGAACACGUUUAUGAAGAAGCAAAUGUUGCAUAUCAAAAUUAUUCUCACAAUCAACAUUUACGUUUUGAGCUGCCACCACAUUCUUCCUCAACAAUUAUUGUAGCGAAUCAAUCGGCUGCAUUUUUGCAACCUUUGCGUCAUCAUCCUUUUUGUCCUUUAGAAUUUUGGAAUAUUAGCGAAAGAGUGUCAACUGCUAUACUCAAUGCAAAUUCUGCUUUGGAAAUGGCACAAUUACAAAUGAAGCAAACUUCAAAAGUGGUGCCUUUGCUGCCUGAUUAUAUACUUGGACUUUGGGAUGAUUUUGAGAAGCAGAGAGACUACAUUCGUGAAGUAACCAUCUCUAACACUGGCAAAAAAAGAAAUCAUCCUCGAAAGCAUGCUAUAAAAGAAGAAUCGAUUGUAAAUACAUUGAACGAAGCUUCUUACGAGACAGACCAAGCAAUUUUGAAUACUUUGGAUAUUUUGUCUCAUCAUAUUCAAGGUUAUGUUAAUGGUUUAUAUGUUGAUGUUAAUGAAGAUGGAAAAUCUGGUGACGAUUCUAUGGAAUAUAACGAAGGUUUGAACAAGAGUAGAGGUGGUGGUGGACGUAAGAAACCAAAACCAAGUACUUCUUCUGGUCUUUGCUAA